This is a messenger RNA of Drosophila sechellia, 2835 nucleotides long. RefSeq names its product glial cells missing (gene gcm). Gene Ontology annotation, biological process: gliogenesis; regulation of transcription by RNA polymerase II. NCBI's taxonomy places the organism in Eukaryota, Metazoa, Arthropoda, Insecta, Diptera, Drosophilidae. Gene Ontology annotation, cellular component: nucleus. Gene Ontology annotation, molecular function: DNA-binding transcription activator activity, RNA polymerase II-specific; RNA polymerase II cis-regulatory region sequence-specific DNA binding. The record is from RefSeq and is a predicted model, not a curated record. Bases 135 to 1655 code for a protein of 506 amino acids. The transcript is spliced from 4 exons.
CAGUCGAUGCGAACGGACGCGUCGCUCCAGAGAAAAGUUGAGAAGACGUACACAUAGUAAUAGACCAUUGAGAAGGAAAACUAUAGUGACCGCGUGUGAACUCGAAACUUAACGAUUACAUAGACACAUCAAAAAUGGUCUUGAACGGCAUGCCUAUUACAAUGCCAGUACCGAUGCCAGUGCCCAUGCCUGUGCCCAGUCCUCCGGCCACCAAGUCCCGGGUGGCGGUCGACUGGGACAUCAACGACUCCAAGAUGCCGUCGGUGGGGGAGUUCGACGAUUUCAACGACUGGUCCAACGGACACUGUCGUCUCAUCUACUCCGUGCAGAGUGACGAGGCCAGGAAACAUGCCAGCGGUUGGGCCAUGCGAAACACCAACAACCACAACGUGAAUAUCCUGAAGAAGAGCUGCCUGGGAGUGCUCCUCUGCAGUGCCAAGUGCAAGUUGCCCAAUGGAGCAAGUGUGCAUCUGAGACCCGCCAUUUGCGACAAGGCCAGAAGGAAGCAGCAGGGCAAACAGUGUCCCAAUAGAAAUUGCAAUGGUCGCUUGGAAAUCCAGGCCUGCCGCGGCCACUGCGGCUAUCCAGUGACCCACUUCUGGCGCAGGGACGGAAAUGGAAUCUACUUCCAGGCCAAGGGCACCCACGAUCACCCCAGACCCGAAGCCAAGGGAUCCACGGAAGCCAGGCGGCUUUUGGCCGGAGGAAGACGUGUGCGCAGUUUGGCCGUAAUGUUGGCCAGGGAAUCUGCGCUGAACGACAAGCUGAGUAGCCUGAGACCCACAAAACGGCUGGCCAAGACUCAUUCCAUCCAAGAGAGCAAGCGCAGAAGGAUGGGUGCUUCCGAUGUGCUCCAAACCAAGCCGGAGUUAGUAGUGCCACCCACCACCUAUCUGCCCACAUCGACACCCACACACAGCACCAACUUUAAUCAAUCUCAGGGAUCAUAUGUCCCAGCAGGAUUAGGAUCAAUGACCAGUCAGUGGAACGGAGAGAUUCACUACGAAACGGAAGAUCCAUCAUAUGUCAAUGGAAUGUACUCCUACGAUAUGCUCCACUCACCACUCUCAGCGCACAGCUCCACGGGCAGUAAUAACUAUUACCAGGAGAACAAACCGCAGCAACUGCAGCACUCGCAAUACCAGCAGCAACUCUCUCCGCAGCAACAUGUACCAGUCAGCUAUGAUCCCAGCCAGCCAAUCUCCUCCAGCCUCCAGUGCGGAAUGCCUUCGUACGAAAUAUGCGACGAUACGUCCAGUUUGACCAGCAGCUCGGGCUACUGUUCCGAGGAUUAUGGCUACUACAAUGGAUAUCUACCCAACUCGCUGGACGUGAGCAACGGAAGCCAAAGUCAGAAUCCCAGCCAGGACGCAAGUUUCUACACAACCAGCUCGGAGAUCUUCAGUGUGUUUGAGUCAACUCUGAAUGGCGGAGGCUCCAGUGGCGUGGAUCUCAUCUACGACGAAGCAACCGCCUACCAGCAACAUCAGCAACAGGGCACUUUUCCGCACCUCACCAAUUAUCAACAGGAGCCGCAGGAUCAGAUGCAAUCCGGCGACUACUACUACAGCAACACGGGAGUGGACAACUCGUGGAACAUCCAAAUGGACGCGACAUAUCACCCAGUCAACAGCACGGAUCCCAUCUACUGCUAGGGGAUCGGGAUAAGAUCUCUAAUCGCAACUACUAUUACUGAGCCACUCAAGCGUUGUUCUAGUCCCUAGUUGAUUGAUUUCCAUUCAUGUUCCCAUUGCUUGUUGGUCGUAUUAUUAUAUAUGAUAUAUUGUAUUGAACGUUUCUAGUUUGUACUUUUGUACUUGUUUCCCAGCUAUUCCAAAGUUUUAGAGCACGUAAGAGUAAUAGUAUCCUUAAGCACAUAGAGUUUUAAGUCACAUUUCCCACCUAUUUAUGAACUUUUUUGUAGUAAUAAACAUUUUUGAAAGAAAAUCCCAAUCGCAGCAGCCUUUCUUGAGAAGUGACACGUGCCAAACAUGGGAGAUCGUAACCAUUGUCAGUAUAACAUUAGCAGCGGCAGGAUACACAACUAGGGUUUUCCUCAACAACAAGUUUAAAUUCGUUAGUCAACCAAAAUCGUUUAACAAUGCGUGCUUGCCGCCCUAGAAAAAGUGCUAUCAUUAACCGAAUUAUGUCAAUUCGUCGGCGUAGAGCUCUAGUCAACAUGCUAUUUUUGCGCCGUCAUUUGAUUGGAGAGGCACUUGGAAUUAUGAAUCGGGAAACUCGACGUCUUAGGAUAAAUUCUCGGCGUCGUAAUCGUAGAAGGAGAGCGCAAUUUAGAGUCCGUACACCAAGUGAUAGUACAAUGCGCUCAGUAAGGCAUUACGGUCAGAACCCAUUCCGCCAAGGACCACGGCUACAGCGAAAUAAUUCACUUUGGGGACAAGCGGACAUCAUAACCACACAGGGAGCGUUAGAAGCUUUGAAUGGACUGGCUGCAGGGAACAGCGAACCAAAUUCAUUGUUAGUAAUGGUGCAAUAUACCAAUGGGCGGUAUUAUUUAAGCUUAGAGGCAAGUGGAAAUCCGCAAAAUGAGAGCUAUAUCGUUCAAAAUCCCAUUGGGAAUGGUCAGAACCAACAGGUCCAAGAUGGCAAUGAUCCGGCAGCUCAGGCUGCUGAGGACAAUAAUCCGGAGGUUCCAAAUGCCAAAAGCAAAUCAGGAGGAUCAAGUGAAAGCUUAUGAUCAGAAUCAAGAUAAUAACGAAGAAUACGAUACUUACUCACAUAGUAUCAAGUAAUGUAUAGCUUGGAAAUUUUUCUUCCUACACAUAUAUACAAUAUUUGUAUUACCAAAAGAGGUAAAUAAAAUUGUAAAUUCCA